AUGUCUACCUCCAAGCGGUUGCUGACGAAAAAUUUAAUGCAAAAAGAAAACGCCUUAAGGAUGGAAGGUGACCCAUGUUCGGGUGGAAAGCGGAGCAAAGAACGCAUUAUGGUAGCAAGCAAUAUGUCAGGCACGGAGAAGCUGCCUUUGCUUGUUAUCGGUAAGGCUAAGAAGCCGAGAUGCUUUAACAGCGUCAAGUCUUUGCCAGUCGAUUACACAAGCAAUAGUAAAGCCUGGAUGUCUUCAGAGGUGUUCAAUUCUUGGCUUAAAAAAAUAGAUAAUAAAUUUAUCUCAGCUGGAAGAAAAAUUGUAAUGUUUAUUGAUAAUUGCCCUGCACAUCCCAAGGCAGCGGCAAAUAACUUAACUGCAAUUAAAUUGGAAUUUCUUCCUCCGAACACAACUUCUAUCAUGCAGCCUAUGGAUCAGGGCAUCAUAAAAAAUUUAAAGGUUCACUACAGAAAACGUGUUGUAUUAAAAAUUCUACAGUGUCUGGAAGAGAAUUCGGUUCCUUGCAUUACUUUGCUCGACAGUCUCCGGGAACUGCGGAAAGCAUGGAGUGAUGUUACACAACAGACAAUUGUUAACUGUUUUAAAAAGGCUGGUUUUAAGGAUAAUUUAAGUAUUCCUAAAGAUACU
Messenger RNA from Uloborus diversus, 636 nucleotides. Its product is annotated as tigger transposable element-derived protein 4-like. The transcript is spliced from 4 exons. The record is from RefSeq and is a predicted model, not a curated record. Gene Ontology annotation, molecular function: DNA binding. Lineage: Eukaryota; Metazoa; Arthropoda; Arachnida; Araneae; Uloboridae. Gene Ontology annotation, cellular component: nucleus. The annotation marks the transcript as partial.